AUGGCGACCUCGGCCAGCGGCGUCUCCCUCCUCCUCGCCCAGCAGCCGCCCCCUGCAAACGGCACCAGCCUGUGGCGCGGCGUCGCCGCCGCGCGAGCUCGUCCUCCUGCUCGGUUCGCGGCCAGGGCUGCGCACGCGCUCGCCGCCAACGCCAAGAGGAGGUCGCUCCGGUCCGUUAUUAGCGUCAGGUGCGGCGGCGUCGGCGGUGCCGAGGCGCAGCGCUCCGACGACGUCGAGGCCGAGCCAGCGGUGCCGCGGUCGGUGCCGGUGCGCGUCGCCUACGAGCUGCAGCAGGCCGGCCACCGCUACCUCGACGUCAGAACGGAGGGCGAGUUCAGCGCUGGCCACCCGGAAGGAGCUGUCAACAUCCCAUACAUGAACAGAACCGGUUCAGGAAUGGCGAAAAACGCGCACUUUCUUGAGCAAGUGUCGAGGGUCUUCGGAAAGGACGACGAGAUCAUCGUUGGCUGCCAAAGUGGCAAGAGGUCUCUGAUGGCGGCGACUGAACUCUGCUCUGCUGGCUUUACUGCUGUCACCGACAUCGCCGGUGGAUUCUCGACUUGGAGGGAGAAUGAGCUGCCUACCACCAUCCAGUGA
This is a messenger RNA of Miscanthus lutarioriparius, 597 nucleotides long. NCBI's taxonomy places the organism in Eukaryota, Viridiplantae, Streptophyta, Magnoliopsida, Poales, Poaceae. The record is from the annotation of a GenBank genome assembly.